AUUUGCCCCAAAUAUGUUUUAGGGUUCAUUUUCCCUCCCGUAUGAUUCAAGAGUCCCACCUCCCAUCUCCCACCUUUUCAUUCUGUCGUAGAUGGAUCCAAUCCCAACGCCGACCUCCUUCCAUCUCGGAUACGAUUCAGCAUCCACCAUCGUUCCUUCUCACCGCCACCGCUCCACCAAACUCGGCUUGCGCUGUAAACAAUCACUGGUCCACCUCGUUCACCCAUGUCAUUGUUGAGAAUCGAUUUGAUAUCCAGUUUGUGUUAACAGAGCAUAUGAUUGAAGGGUUUCGUCUCUAUCUUCAUUUAUCCCGAUUUCUCCUCUGCUCUUUCACUACCAAGUAACAACGACGUCGACCGGCUCUCUUCGCCAUUGACAUCGUCGCUACAUCCAAGACAGUUACGUCGUCACCUCCAUCCAAAGCACCGACGCCGCCUGCCUCAUUAUCCCCUCCAACGACCGAGAACCCUAGCACUAACCAAUGUUUACAGCCACCCACUAGCCUCAAACUCUAUCACUCCAUCAUCAGCUGUUUGAUUGAUUUCCAGGUUCGUGUGAUUCUUUUUUCUAUGGUUUUCCUUAGAUUUUAUGGAAUAACUCACUCCUGGUGUAGAAUUUGGUUUUCUGGUGUUCGAUUGAAAAUAAAAAAAGAGUAAAUUUUGUUCACUGCUUUUGGAAGAAAUGUAUGUGUGUGUUAGGAUUUGAUGAAGACUAACCACUUUUGUUUAUUAGCUUGGUUUAUUAUUGGGUUUCUUCGGUUACUUGCAAUUGUUGGAUCUAUUAUAUCUGGAAGGCUGUUCCUAGAGCGAAUCUACCAUCAUGGAACUAGACUUGAUUAUUGCAAUAAUGGUUUCUUGGAGCUCUCAACCAACUAACCAAAUAAUUAUCAUGCAGGAACACUUGGCGGCCUUUGAUUCAAAACUCAAAUUGAAGAACAAUUGUCGGGGUUUAUCGGUUAAGCUUAACUUGGUAAUUUACCAAGUAAUCCCCCAAAUAAUUCUCAGUUUUAUGUUUUUAAGCACUUAGUUAAACAUUUAUAGUUGACACUUUUAAUGUGUAUUGUUAGA
Messenger RNA from Lactuca virosa, 1067 nucleotides. The record is from the annotation of a GenBank genome assembly. NCBI's taxonomy places the organism in Eukaryota, Viridiplantae, Streptophyta, Magnoliopsida, Asterales, Asteraceae.